ACUCACAGACACAGUCUCAGCAAAAGCUGUAGCGGAACAUAGAAGAAAAUGCAGAGAAUUUCUUCAACGAGGCUUCUUUUCGGAAUCGAGUUCCGCCUUCUUCUCUCUUCGAACCCCUAUUAUUGCCUCACUCAAAUAGAAAAAUUCAUUACCAGACCUGCACUUCAACCAUUCUAUGAAUCACCGAAGCCUCACCCCGUUCACUCCUCUUCCCCUCAAAUCACGACAGAAUCCAACCCAUGUCAGAUUGUUCAAACCUCGCGUGCAUUAUCCACCGCCAACGAUGAUGAUUUACAGAGAUCGAUCAACUUAAGGAAUUCAAGCAUCCCCGCCGAUAAAAAGCGAGAGUUUGGAUUCGUUUGUCUUGAAAACAAGCCUGUUUUUCGAACAGAUCCGUCUAAUUCCGCCGAUGAAUAUACUGGUGAUGUCGAAAAGAUUUACAGAAUUCUGCGUAAGUUUCAUUCUAGGGUUCCCAAAUUGGAACUUGCGCUUCAAGAAUCAGGUGUUACUGUAAGGUCGGGUUUGGUUGAACGCGUGUUGAAUCGGUGCGGGGAUGCCGGGAACCUAGGGUAUAGGUUCUUCGCCUGGGCGUCGAAACAACCUGGGUACAGGCAUAGCUACGAAGUGUAUAAGUCCAUGAUCAGGAUUUUGGGGAAGAUGAGGCAGUUCGGUGCCGUUUGGGCUCUAAUCGAAGAGAUGAGGAAAGAGAAUCCUCACCUCAUCACGCCCGAUGUCUUCGUUGUCUUGAUGAGGAGAUUUGCCUCCGCUAGGAUGGUUCAGAAGGCAAUUGAAGUCUUAGAUGAGAUGCCCAAGUACGGGUGUGAGCCCGAUGAGCACGCCUUCGGUUGUUUGCUCGACGCCCUGUGCAAGAAUGGCAGUGUUAAGCAAGCUGCUUCGCUGUUCGAGGACAUGAGAAUCCGGUUCACGCCGAAUCUCAAGCAUUUUACCUCCCUAUUGUAUGGUUGGUGCAGAGAAGGGAAACUCAUGGAGGCUAAAUACGUUUUGGUUCAGAUGAGGGAAGCAGGUUUCGAGCCGGACAUUGUGGUCUACAAUAAUCUUCUCAGUGGGUAUGCAAUGGCUGGGAAAAUGGGAGAUGCAUUUGACCUCGUGCAGGAGAUGAGGAGGAAGGGAUGUGACCCAAAUGCAACUUCGUACACAAUUUUGAUCCAAGCCCUCUGUUCCAGAGAAAAAAUGGAGGAAGCUAUGCGGGUCUUUGUAGAAAUGCGAAGAAGUGGAUGCGUUGCAGACGUGGUGACCUAUACCACUCUAAUAAGCGGAUUCUGCAAGCGAGGAAAGAUUGAUAGGGGUUAUGAGCUCCUGGAUACUAUGAUCCAGCAAGGCUGCAAUCCAAACCAGAUGACUUAUUUCCACAUUCUGGUGGCUCAUGAGAAGAAGGAAGAGCUAGAAGAAUGUUUGGAACUUGUGGAGGAGAUGAAGAAGGUGGGUUGCACUCCUGAUCUCAGCAUUUACAACACCGUGAUCCGCAUGGCCUGUAAAUUGGGUGAAGUGAAGGAAGGUGUGAAAGCUUGGAAUGAAAUGGAAGCCAAUGGGAUAAGCCCGGGGCUUGACACCUUCACCAUCCUGAUCCAUGGGUUUCUUGAGCAAGGUUGUCUACUCGAAGCUUGUUCUUACUUCAAGGAGAUGGUGGGGAGAGGUCUUCUAUCUGCUCCACAGUACGGAACCCUUAAGGAGCUCCUGAAUUCACUGUUGAGAGCGGACAAGCUAGAAAUGGCGAAAGAUGUUUGGAGUUGCAUUGUGACCAAAGGCUGUGAUCUCAAUGUUUACGCAUGGACCAUUUGGAUUCAUGCAUUGUUCUCAAAUGGGCACGUCAAGGAAGCAUGUUCCUACUGUUUGGACAUGAUGGAUGCAGGGGUCAUGCCUCAGCCGGAUACCUUUGCAAAGCUCAUGCGAGGCCUUAAGAAACUUUACAAUAGACAGAUAGCGGCAGAGAUCACAGAGAAGGUGAGGAAGAUGGCUGCUGAUAGACAGAUUACCUUCAAGAUGUAUAAAAGACGAGGUGAGAGGGACUUGAAGGAAAAAGUCAAGGAGAAGAAAGAUGGGAGGAAGAGGAGGGCUCGUCGACGUCGUUGGGUUCAUGGGGGACAAGGUGGAGCUAACACUGCAAUUGGAAUGAGGUGAUUGAAUCGCUUGCUUGUUGCUCUAUGCAGAAGGUGCAAGGCUUGAGCAGAGCAGUCUGAUUCCAGUUGGUUUUAUCUAUUCAACUAUUUUUAACUCCCUCUACCAAUAACACGAUCCUGA
Molecule: messenger RNA, 2259 nt
Organism: Telopea speciosissima
Lineage: Eukaryota; Viridiplantae; Streptophyta; Magnoliopsida; Proteales; Proteaceae
Product: pentatricopeptide repeat-containing protein At3g49730
Exons: 1
Coding region: 49-2139 (696 amino acids)
Molecular function (GO): protein binding
Source: RefSeq, a predicted model, not a curated record